Messenger RNA from Perkinsus marinus ATCC 50983, 1518 nucleotides. RefSeq lists its product as hypothetical. Bases 1 to 1518 code for a protein of 505 amino acids. The record is from RefSeq and is a predicted model, not a curated record. NCBI's taxonomy places the organism in Eukaryota, Perkinsozoa, Perkinsida, Perkinsidae. The transcript has 10 exons.
AUGCAGUACUACUCCAACCUGCCGGAGGGAACUCUCCCGAUCGCCGAUGAUGACGAGACCAUCCCGUACCCAGCGUGUUCGGCGUCGACUGUGGCCGAGAUGGGGAGAGACGGGCCUUCAUCGGUGGUUGCUCGCCAGAACCUCGAGAUCAUGGCUCUCAAGGAACGCAUACGCGUUUUGGAGGAGGAGAAAAUGUGGUUGGAGUGGCGUCUUCAUAAAACUUGUAUCAAGUGCCGUGAAUGUCCAUGCCGAAGACAGGAGGAAGUAAAGCGACAGGCUCUCGAUCUAUGUAAUGGCAAGGCUGCUAUACUGCGACCUCUAGCUCAAAUUCUGAAGUGCGCUAAGGUUCCCAAGAAGGGCAAGCUCUCACUGAAGGGGCUAUCCGACUGCGAGUGCAUCUUGUUCAAUCAAUUCUCUUUGGAGCACCUGGGUGACGGAUUGGACUUGGAGACGCUCCUCAGCCUCCUCGAAGGCCGCCCUGUUGAGGUGAAUAAUACCACCACUUUCGACGAGUUGGUACCAAUAUUUAUCACUUGUAAUUCGCUCCCUGAGCCACAAGGAGAACGACAUAGGAACGCCCUUCGUGAAAGGCUAGGACGAUGUCAUUACUUCCCACACAAGUUGGAGAGGGAUGAGAGGGAAAAACCCAUCAAACCCUGCUGCCGUUGCUUCGCUGACUGGCUUCUCACCGAACGAUACCGUCCGAGCCUGCCAGCGAUCGAGUCCAAUGAGGAUACUAUCCAGUACCCUCCAUGGGCCGACUGUGAUCCGGAAACCAUCCAUUCCUUAUGUCAAGAGAACAUGUCCCUCAGACGACGUAUUGAAACGUUGGAGCAGGAGAAGGAGUGGUUGGAACGAACUCUAGCCACCAAGAGUGCAUGUAAGAAGUGUUCGAGGUGUAACUGCACGAAGAUUGGGGUCGUUCCUGUUGUGACAGACGAUGAGGAGGAGAAUUCUGAAGGUGAGAUUGUUGAUGUCGAGCUCAAGUGUGUGAACGACGAGAACCUGAGGACGCAGGCUCGAACAUACUUAUGGACUUGGCCGGAGAGCAACACACCGAGCCGCAGGCAGCCCUAUGAGGUAGAUGAUGAGGAAGUGAGAGCUAUCUUUGAGGCCGCUACCUCGGACAAAGGGCUGCUCUACUACUCGGUGUUCUUCGAAUGUCGUGGUCUCGAGGACGACAAUCGGCCUAAGGCGAUUCACUUCAUUACGAAGUACAAGCUCCCGAGGAGAUGGAAACAAGUGGCCGAUCGUUUGAGUCAAGACUGGAACAUUGACGCCUUUGCACGCGUGCCAGCAAUGACUAUCAAGCGUGAUACAUAUCAAAUCAUGUUCGUCCACUGCUACCGGGCCUACGGGCCAUCCAAGGAAGGUGGACUCAAGCCUCUGUUUUCUCCUCGUCACCCGCCUCUGGCCGACAUUCUCCCACACAGUCUACUCCCUCGAGUGGAGGAGACAUGGCCUCUGCCUGAGGCAUGUAUAAGUGAGAUUGCUCAUGACGACGACACCGAGCUGUGA